AUGGACAUUUUUGGCAUCGCUCCAGAAGGCAUCAAUGGGUUGGCAAAGGAGACCAUCCACGACCGAAUUAUCGGCUGCUUGUUUGGAUCAGCCUUGGGAGAUGCUAUUGGACUAUAUACCGAGUUUCUAUCGGGCCAUAUGUCCUCUAUCGCAUAUCCAUCACGGAAGUUUGUACUUCAUCCCGAAUCAGAUGCCACCCUGUUCCGCCGUGAUGCCCAUCGGAACCCGCAUCGACCGGGAGAAUGGACUGACGAUACAGACCAUGCAAUGCUAAUUCUGUUGUCAUGCCUGCACAAAGAUUGCAAAGAGCUCGAUGCACAGGAUUUCGCGUCACGACUCUUGAUCUGGGUUCAAUUUGGGCUACGUGCUUUGGAUACCUUGCCUCUAGGCCUGGGCAGAACCGUUGGAUCUAUUGUCCGGACAAAAACAUAUCUCGAAGACCCCGAAGGCACAGCUAGAACGCAUUGGAAGAAUACGAACUAUCAUGUCGCCCCCAAUGGAAGUCUCAUGCGAACGCACCCCCUAGGCUUGCUUUGCUUGAACAAACCACUGUAUGACACUUUUGAAACUGCAGCAUCUUACUCGGUUGUCACUCAUGUCGACCCGCGAUGCAUCAUUUCUUGUGCCAUCGGAACCGUUCUUAUUCGUGGACUGCUGCGUCAGGAGAUUAGGACAGAAGAUGACAUUGACGCAACGAUUGCCCAAGGAUUAUCGUGGUGGACCGGCUACAGGGCCCGAUUGUUACAAGAUCCAGAGCGACGAGAUGAGCCGGACCUGGAUCUUGCCGAGUUUCGGAGGCAUGCUAAAGUUAACAGCCUUGAUGUGCUGCAGCUCGAUGAUGGAUAUAAAAUUGGAUAUGUCUACAAAACAUUCGGCUCUGGCAUUCAUGUCCUCCGCAUGGCAAUGCGCAAAUCGGCCGAAUCGGGACAUUCGUUGGCUUCUCAGUUGGCUGUUUUCGAGCCGUUGAUAACGGAUCUAAUUAUGCGAGGAGGAGACGCUGACACAAAUGCAUGCUUCGCUGGUGCUCUUCUUGGUGCGUAUCUUGGAUACAGGACGCUGCCUCCACAUUGGCGAGAUGGUCUUCGGCAUGGACCGUGGUUGAUGCAAAAGGCUGAAGGACUGUGUCAACUUCUUGGCGUGGCUGAGGGAACCUACAAAGGGUCUGAGGACAAAGAGACACAACCUCACGCAGGCAGAGGAAUACCUACAGAUAAGCAGAUGGAGGAGAAAGUAAUGUUGUUGCAAGCGGAUAUGGCAAAAAGGGAGCAAGAGAGAACAAAGGCGGAAGAGGAGGAACAAAGGAAGGCUAAAGGCAGUAGCUGGUUGAAAUGGAAAUGA
Pochonia chlamydosporia 170 is the source of this 1338-nucleotide messenger RNA. RefSeq names its product ADP-ribosylglycohydrolase. Lineage: Eukaryota; Fungi; Ascomycota; Sordariomycetes; Hypocreales; Clavicipitaceae. The record is from RefSeq and is a predicted model, not a curated record. The coding region runs from base 1 to 1338 and encodes 445 amino acids. The transcript has a single exon.